Messenger RNA from Asparagus officinalis (garden asparagus), 1326 nucleotides. RefSeq names its product glycosyltransferase family 64 protein C4. Gene Ontology annotation, molecular function: glycosyltransferase activity. Gene Ontology annotation, cellular component: membrane. The transcript has 5 exons. Bases 1 to 1062 code for a protein of 353 amino acids. The record is from RefSeq and is a predicted model, not a curated record. Lineage: Eukaryota; Viridiplantae; Streptophyta; Magnoliopsida; Asparagales; Asparagaceae.
AUGAAGUUGUCUACUCACCGGCGAAAGCCAAGUCGCUGCAGCAGCUAUAAACUCCUGCUGCAGGUUCCAAGGAUUCGGAAGGGGGCUCUAAAUACUGCUCUUGGAUAUGGAGCUCAUGUCCUCAAGAUGAGGAUGUUGCUUUGGGGUUGCAUCUUCUUUUUCACUCUGCUUGUUUUUGAGCAACGCCUCCCACAUCUCAUGGGCUGGAAUCAUCACCCACCACCACCACCACCUCCUCCUCCUCCUCUUCCUUCCAGGGGUGGGUACACGGUAGUGAUAAACACUUGGAAGCGCCACCCGAUGCUGAAGAGAGCCGUGGCUCAUUAUGCAACCUGCAGCCAGACCCAUGCCAUUCGUGUUGUUUGGAGCGAGAGCGAUAAGCCACCAGACAGUCUAGACGCUUAUCUUACGCAAAUCAUAUCCCAAGCUCCUCAUAAGCCCAGUCUCAGGUUUGAACUUAAUGAGGAGGACAAUCUCAACAAUAGAUUUAAACCAAUCCAAGAUGUCGCAAAUGACGCCGUGUUCUCAGUGGAUGACGACGUGAUUGUGCCGUGCCCCGCUCUGAAUCUUGCAUUUUCAGUCUGGCAAACUGCUCCCCACACAAUGGUCGGGUUUGUUCCUCGCAUGCAUUGGCUGCACCACCAGGAGAAUGGUAUAACAUACUACAAAUAUGGAGGUUGGUGGUCGGUGUGGUGGAUGGGUACGUACAGUAUGAUUCUCUCGAAAGCAGCAUUUUUCCAUCGCAAAUACCUGGACGUGUACACUUAUGACAUGCCUUCCUCGAUUCAUGAUUAUAUAACCAUAGAAAGGCCUUAUCCUACAUCCUCUAGGAACUGUGAAGACAUUGCCAUGUCGUUGCUUGUUGCCAAUGCAUCUGGAGCUCCACCAAUCUGGGUCAGAGCAAGGAUAUAUGAGAUAGGAUCCUCAGGCAUCAGCAGCUUAAAAGGUCAUACAAAGAAGAGGGACAAAUGCCUCAACGACUUCAUUUCCCUCUACGGAGCUGUGCCCCUAGUAGCGACCAACAUCAAGGCUGUGGAUGCGAGUCAAGAAUGGUUCUGGUAGAGCCCGACAAAUCUUUCCACUUUGGGUGAUGCAUGUAUUGCUCUUCCAUCAUUGCUCUUUAAAUUUUGUAUGAUGGCAUGUACCAUGACUUCACAAUUACCAUCCACUUCGUUCUCCUCCGGAUCACCAUUGCACAACUGAAGAGGUGAUUGUAACUUACUUUUAGAUCCAAAUUAUUAUGUACAAGCAUGAUGACUUGCAAAUUUCUUCUCCUGAUGGUGAAUGCUGCAGCCGUAAAUACAUUUCAUGUUUGAAAUUUGGGUU